Molecule: messenger RNA, 1707 nt
Organism: Prorocentrum cordatum
Lineage: Eukaryota; Dinophyceae; Prorocentrales; Prorocentraceae
Source: the annotation of a GenBank genome assembly
GUUGCGCCCUCGCAGGCACCCGCUCGCACCGUGCGCGCGCGCCCCUGGUCGGCCUCAGCAUGCCGAGCGCCGCGGCCGCGGACAGCGCAAUGUUUGCCAACGUUCGGGAGCAUGCGAGCCAAGUUGUCUCGGGCGAGAGGACGGCGGUGCAAGGCGCCCGGGAGAUUUCGUACAGGGCGCUUGCGCGCCUGGCGAAAGAGAGCCCCGACACCGGGAUUCCAGUGGGCGAGGAAAACGUGAACCACUACCUUGGUCUGCGCGCCAUGGGGUUCAGCCGCGUCAGGGUUGAUCUGAUCGCGAGGGCGGAGCGAGAUAUGCUCUGCGAUCCGAGGAGUUCGGUGUCGUGGCCGAGCUCGGUGACCCACGACGAGGCGCAGGUCGUCGACGCCGCCAUGGUCUGGGCGACUUGGGGAAAGGGUGUGAUGAAGUGGCGCUCGUCGGUGGGGCGCAGGUGCUCCGUUCCCUCCUGGCUGUUUCCCGUGGGGCUUGAGGACAAGGUCAGGGGUGGCGGGGAGCGGGCCCGCGACGACCGCUCCGACGAGGAGCCCAGCGAGGAGCCCAACGAGACUUUCGAGCCAGGGCCGAAGAGCGCGCUGGCGGCCCCAGUCGGCGCCGACGGCGGCGCGGGCAAGCGCAAACGCUCGUUGUUGCGGGCGGGCAGCACAGGCGAGGCCACCUUGAUGAAGGAUGCGCCCGAGCAGCUUGCGGAGGACACGGAGGAAGCUGGGCCCGCGGUCUCGCCGGGCGACCGGCCGUUCGACCCUUCCGUGCAGCAGUGUGCCCCCCUCGUGUUUGAGUGCCUCUUGCCGUCUGAGUCCUUCGAGAGUUUGGGCCCAGUCGUGAAGCUGACGAAGGAGAUCGCUGGCAAUCGCGAGAGCUUGGUCUUUCGGGCGCGGCGGGCUGCGUUCGCGGCCCCGCAGGGCGCCCCGCCCCCGCUGGCGGGGCUGGGGGCGCCGCAGAAGAAGGUGGGGGAGUUGGGCGUGCAGAGGCGCUCUGACCGGGUCGAGGUCGCCAUCGUGAUCGCGAAGGACUUGCCCCGUGACGUCGAGCUGACGUGCGUCGUGGAGAUGCGGGGCCGAAUCGCGGCGCCGCGGGGCGGGGCGCUGGGGGCUUCGCGGAGCGACUGCGCGGCGGCCGCGGAGCUGCUCGUCGAGCCGGCGUUGGGCGAUGCCCUUGAGGCCGCGGCGCGCCCCGUGGCCGAAAACGUCCUGGCGACGCGCGGCAUGCUCGACGAGUGUCUCCGCGAGAGUCUCGAGAGCGUCGACUUCCAGAUCUUCGCGCAGCUCUCCGCCGUGAAGUUCAUGGUGAUGCCGCGCCCGAACGCCCUGGGGGCCUUGGCCGCGCCGCUCCGGCAGGCCCCCGUUGGCGCGAUCAGGGAACUUGCGAAGGCGACGGGAACUACCGCCUGGAAGAAGUGCGCGGGGGGCACUGGGCCCGCGGUGCAGCGGCUGAGCGCGCUCCCGCAGGCAGCGUCGGCGGGGGGCGCGCCCGCGGCGGCGGGCGCCGAGGGCCGCGCCGAGCCCGGCGCGGCCGCGGACGCAGGGGGCGCCGAACCCAGCGGAGAGAAGGCGAAGGCACCCUCGAUGAAGGCGGGCGACGCCGCCGCCGCGGUGAGCGGCGAGAAGGAUCUCGACGGCAAUCGGGCGCGGAUCAUUGCGCUGCUGAGCCGCCAGGUGAAGGUGCGCGUGCUGGAGGGCGGUGCCAAUG